Messenger RNA from Jatropha curcas, 1174 nucleotides. Its product is annotated as Integral membrane HRF1 family protein. The record is from RefSeq and is a predicted model, not a curated record. Gene Ontology annotation, biological process: endoplasmic reticulum to Golgi vesicle-mediated transport. Gene Ontology annotation, cellular component: endoplasmic reticulum-Golgi intermediate compartment; COPII-coated ER to Golgi transport vesicle; endoplasmic reticulum membrane. NCBI's taxonomy places the organism in Eukaryota, Viridiplantae, Streptophyta, Magnoliopsida, Malpighiales, Euphorbiaceae.
UCCUAUUCAGCCUUUUCUUCUUAGCGUUUUCUCACAGAUUCGUUUCAUUUCUUUUGUUAAUAAUACGUUUCUUCGAUUACCAGUUGUUACUCUGCCCUGUUAAAUACUCGUCGAUUGAAGCUCGCUGGAACUCAGAUCUCCUACUCGGAUAUCCGCCGGCACUCACUCACUUCCUCGAUCCCAGAAAUGUAUAACAAUGUGGGACCACAGCCUGGGGUGCCUAGGCCUCCAACAAAUCCUCAGCCUAAUCCAUUUGGGAAUGCAUUCUAUGGAGCUGGUUCAGGGCUUAUUAAAGGUGGACUUGGCGCAUAUGGAGAGAAAAUUCUUGGAUCAAGUUCUGAAUAUGUGCAAAGCAAUAUAAGUAGGUAUUUCUCUGAUCCCCAAUAUUACUUCCAAGUGAAUGAUCAAUACGUGAGAAACAAAUUGAAGGUUGUUAUGUUUCCAUUCCUACACAGGGGGCACUGGACACGGAUAACUGAGCCAGUGGGGGGCAGACUUUCUUACAAACCCCCGAUUUAUGAUAUAAAUGCACCAGAUUUGUACAUUCCCUUCAUGGCAUUUGGUACAUAUGUUGUCCUUGCUGGCUUCUCAUUGGGACUUAGUGGAAAGUUCAGCCCAGAAGCCCUCAAUUGGCUGUUUGUGAAGGGAUUACUUGGCUGGUUUCUGCAAGUUGCAUUGCUCAAAGUAACACUUCUUUCAUUGGGCAGUGGAGAAGCACCCUUGUUAGACAUUGUAGCAUAUGCUGGGUAUACUUUCACGGGAAUGUGUUUUGCUGUCCUCGGAAAGAUCUUAUUCAAAUACUCUUACUACUUUUUGAUGCCAUGGACCUGCUUAUGCAUGGGAAUUUUCUUGGUGAAGACAAUGAAGAGGGUCCUUUUUGCAGAGGUGAGGAGUUAUGAUUCAAGUAGGCAUCAUUAUCUCUUGCUAUUCAUUGCCUUGGCUCAGUUCCCACUUUUCAUAUGGCUUGGCAACAUUACCAUUAAUUGGCUUUUCUAAACUCUUACCUAGUGUUAUUGUAAGAAACAGUAUAAUGUUUGUAGAUCUUUUGAAACUUCAUAGAAAAUUUCUGCGUUUUCGUUAAUUUUUUACAGGCUAUUAUUUUUGCAUUUUGAGUCAUGUUAGUCCACUUCCCUGUUAAUCCACAUUGAGAUUUGAAGGGUUUUAUGGUGCUUCA